GGGCGGGACGGGGUAGGAACUCGUCUCCGUAUUUAGGAGAGAAGGCGGUCUCGGGGCGUGGCUGUAGCAGUGGGAAGGUGAGCAGUGUGGGUUGAUGCUGUGUGACCUUCCCUUGUGAGUGUGACAGGAAGAAGUCACAAUGGCCCUGCUUAGAGGAAUUUUUAUUGUUGGCGCCAAAAGAACCCCCUUCGGGACAUAUGGGGGGCUGUUAAAAGACCACACAGCGACUGAUCUGGGUGAGAUUGCAGCGAAGGCCGCACUUGCAGCCGGGAAGGUGUCCCCUGAGGUUGUGGAUAGCGUCAUAUUUGGCAACGUUGCUCAGACCGCUUCCGAUGCCAUCUACCUGGCCAGGCACGUGGGUCUGCGGGCAGGUGUUCCGAUCCCUGUACCAGCGCUUACAGUUAACCGGCUCUGUGGGUCUGGAUUCCAGUCAAUUGUCAAUGGAUGUCAGGAAAUCGGCCUCAGAGAAUCAGAGAUUGUGAUGUGUGGAGGAUCAGAGAGCAUGAGCCAAGCACCCUACGCUGUUCGGAACAUCCGCUUUGGUACCAAGCUGGGAGCAGACAUUAAGAUGGAAGACAUUUUGUGGGCUGCGCUAACCGACUCUCACAUCAAGAUCCCCAUGGCAAUCACUGCUGAGAAUCUAGGGGCGAAAUAUGGCAUCACCAGGGAAGACUGUGACAAAUACGCCUUUCAGACGCAGCAGAGAUGGAAAGCCGCUCAGGAUUCUGGAUAUUUUGCUGCUGAGAUGGCUCCUAUUGAACUAAAAUCAAGGAAAGGCCCUAUCAAAAUGGAACAGGAUGAGCACCCCAGGCCGCAGACUACACUAGAACAGAUGGCCAAGCUCCCUCCUGUGUUCAAGAAGGAUGGAAUGGUGACUGCAGGAAACGCAUCGGGAAUAUGUGAUGGAGCUGGUGUUGUGUUAUUGGCUAGUGAAGAAGCAAUUUCCAAGCACAAUCUCACCCCACUUGUGAGAAUAGUGGCUUAUCAUGUGUCUGGAUGUGACCCCAACAUUAUGGGCUUUGGGCCGGUCCCUGCCAUCACUGAAGCCCUGAAGAAAUCAGGAUUAACUCUCCAAGACAUGGACCUUGUAGAGGUAAAUGAGGCUUUUGCUGCUCAGUACCUGGCUGUGGAGAAAGCCCUGGGCCUUGAUCGCGAGAAGACAAAUGUUAGUGGUGGGGCCAUUGCCCUCGGACAUCCCCUGGCAGCAUCCGGAUCUCGAAUCAUUUCCCAUCUGACACAUGAACUGAAGCGCCGUGGGGGCAAAUACGGUGUAGGAUCGGCCUGCAUAGGAGGUGGUCAAGGUAUUGCCAUCAUCCUUGAGAAUCUCUCCUAAACCAAUCAGGAUGUGAGAAAGUCCGCUGAAGGGAGGAUCUUAGCAUCCGAUCAUGAUAUCCUUUUGUAAUGAAACUAGUAACAUCUGCUUUUGGGACUUAAGGAAUGUUAACAUUGAGCACUGCUACUAUUUGUCCUGGAAGCACUGAAACUAAAUGAACCAAUCACUUCUUUCCACUGGUAACGGAUAAACAUGGUCCUUGAAGUCUUUAUACACACAAACUUGCUGCGGAGCGCUGAUCGGAGCAAUCCAGGAGACAGACUCAUAUAAUAUCAAUUCGGCUUUAUUUCAACGCUUAAAAUUGUGUUUUGUGACAAAACGUCACUCGAUUCCCCUUCCGUCCCUAAUAUGCAAAUUUGGAUUCGGUUUGGCCGGGCAGAAGGAUUCAGCCGAAUCCGAAUCCUGCUGAAAAAGUCCGAAUCCUGGAUUCUGUGCAUCCCUACUAACAACAGAACAAUGGGAAGGUAACCAGAUAGCCGCUCCCUAACAGCUGCCUGGUAGAUCUCAGAACAACACUCAAAAGUAAAAUCCAUGUCCCACUGAGACACAUUCAGUUACAUUGAGUAGGAGAAACAACAGCCUGCCAGAAAGCAGUUCCAUCUUUUAAAGUUCUGUUUUAUUCAAGAGGUUGUUGGCAAAAGUAUGUAAUAAUGAGCAGUAGUAGUAAUUUCAUGACACAGACUGAUGGCUGUUACACUCUGAAUGUGCCUUAUCACCUAGGGAAUAAAUUCAAAUUGACUAUACAUCUACAUUCUCUGUUCUUCAUGUUGGCUCUGUGCUGUACCUGGGGAUCAUGUGUUGACAAAAUUUCAGCAACUAUAAUAAAGCACUCACAAGAUUAAAA
Xenopus laevis (African clawed frog) is the source of this 2177-nucleotide messenger RNA. RefSeq names its product acetyl-CoA acyltransferase 2 S homeolog (gene acaa2.S). The transcript has 10 exons. NCBI's taxonomy places the organism in Eukaryota, Metazoa, Chordata, Amphibia, Anura, Pipidae. The record is from RefSeq and is a predicted model, not a curated record. The coding region runs from base 140 to 1333 and encodes 397 amino acids.